Aspergillus tanneri is the source of this 1203-nucleotide messenger RNA. RefSeq lists its product as uncharacterized. The record is from RefSeq and is a predicted model, not a curated record. Gene Ontology annotation, molecular function: oxidoreductase activity, acting on paired donors, with incorporation or reduction of molecular oxygen; iron ion binding; monooxygenase activity. The transcript has 8 exons. NCBI's taxonomy places the organism in Eukaryota, Fungi, Ascomycota, Eurotiomycetes, Eurotiales, Aspergillaceae. The coding region runs from base 1 to 1203 and encodes 400 amino acids.
AUGGCUGCAUCCACUGGCUUCAAUACCAGGUCCAUUCCUGGCCUCUGGCCUGUGGUUCGCUAUGGACCGGACUCUGUGAUGAUUAACGAUCCUUAUUUCCUUCCUAAUAUCUUUCAUCGUCGCGCGGAGAAGACCUCUUUCUACGCUAACAACCCCGGACUAUUUGGCGUUCAGAAAUAUCAGGAUCUGUUGAACAUCAAGCAUGGCCUGGCUGCUGCGUUUUCUAUGGCAUCUAUCAAGACCUACGAGCCGCAGGUAGACAGAUGUCUACUAGUAUUACUUGAUGCGUUGAAGAACAAUCCGAUAUCUAUCCCUCUGGACGAAUGGAUACGAUGGUUCACAUACGAUGUCGUUGGCCGUAUUCUAUUUGGGGAGCCAAUUGGGUUCCUGGAGAAGAGAAAAGACGUCCAUGGUUUGGUUGCCGCAACCUCGCAGACUUUCGAUACGAUAGACUAUCUAGCUCGUGUCCCAAAGCUGUCCUGGUUCUACCGGGAGACUUACCUCGGCCGCAAGCUCUUCCAGCAACAGUCUGAGUACCAAAAGGGGAUACAAAUUCUACAGACUGUACUUGAGAACCAAUACGACCGUUACCAGAGAGGGGCCGAUUCAAUCCCCGGAAAACCCCAGACAAUGUUCGAACGUCUCAUAUCCUCCAAAUACGCGGAUGGCACCUUCCUCACCGCGCAUGACGUUAAGGGUGAAGCUAUGCAAACAAUGAUGGCAGGUUCUGCAACAAUUGCUUCAGCAACAAUCCGACUGUUCAACAACCUCAUCCAACACCCCCAAGUCCUCUGUAAGCUGCGACGUGAAGUUGACCAAUUCUGCUCAACCCAAACAACCCAUCCCAUCCUCUUCGAACAAGCACAUGCCCUUCCCUACACAAACGCCUGUAUCAGAGAAUCGUUUCGCCUAACUCCAACCAUUCCCUUAUUCCCGCGCAAAGCCGCAAGCGGCGGAUUCACAUACAAUGGGAUAUAUGUCCCAGAAGGGACGGCAGUGGCGUCCAGUCCAUGGAUCACGAUGAAAAACACAGGGCUCUACGGGAACGAUGCGGCUGCCUAUCGCCCGGAGAGGUGGCUAGAAGCUUCGCCCGAGACGAUAAAGCAGUGGGAUCGUUACGAGUUUCACUGGGGGUACGGGAAUCGAUUGUGUACCGGUAGACAUCUUUCCGUGAUGGAAAUCUAUAAGCUUACGUUUGAGUGA